UUUUAAACAAAUGACAAUUUGCAACAUAAAAGAUAUCACGGUUAAACCAUUCGAACGUGGACAAGAUAAACAUAUUUGGUUUCCUGUUCAGAUUGAAUUGGAUAAUCACGACAAAAUUGAAGUUUACAGAAGAUAUUCAGAUUUUAUUAGAUUCUAUGAACAAUUACAGACUAUUGACAAAGGCACAUAUUUACCAUUAAAGAUGGAUAAUAAAAAGAUGUACUGGAUCAAGAGACACCAAAAAUAUUCACAACGACAAGCGGAACUGGAGAAGUUUUGUAAAUAUCUUUUGGCACUUCCUUCCGCCAUUACCAGCUCCGAUUUCUAUAUUUCCUUUUUCAACCUGGAUGUUUCCAGUGACACCAGCAGCAGUGGUAGCAGUAGUCAUGGUGAUAGUUGCACAGAUCUCCUAAGGAACGAUACCAUACUAGAAGAAGAGGAAGAUGUCAUUCGAAUCAAGUUGGUAUAUGAUGCACAUAACAUUAUCAUUCUUCGAGUACCUCGAUCAAUCACAUUUAACGAACUAAAAUCAAAGAUUAUUCAAAAGUUUGCUCUACUCAACAUCAAUCUAUCACCUCAUCUCAUUUUAUUAACCCUGUCAAACCAUCAACAACAAACAUCGUCAGCUAGUUCCAUAACAGAAAAUGUGGUUGUGAUUUCAAGCGAAACCCACUUUGUUGAUGCAAUGCAAACGCAAUGGCUUCAUGAUAAAAAAAUAACUGCUCGCAUACUCUCCAUCUAAAUUGUAUUUACAUCUUACAUAUUUUGUAUUAUAUAACAGAACCUCCUUUGCACAUAUAGAAUGAUCACUCAUAGUAGUAGUAGUAAUAAUAAUAAUA
Molecule: messenger RNA, 839 nt
Organism: Rhizopus microsporus ATCC 52813
Lineage: Eukaryota; Fungi; Mucoromycota; Mucoromycetes; Mucorales; Rhizopodaceae
Exons: 1
Coding region: 11-742 (243 amino acids)
Molecular function (GO): phosphatidylinositol binding
Source: RefSeq, a predicted model, not a curated record